AGGGGAAGCCCGGAGGGGAGGAACACCACCCCCACCUCCUUCUCUCCUCGCCCCUCGCAGUCAGGGGGGAGAGCUUUUGUUCCACAGCUCCGAGGACGCACGCUGAUGGAUGGAUAGCAGGAGGAGGAGAAGAUGUCGUUCUUCGGCGUGGAGUUUGUCAGGAAGAAGGAGCGAGAGCUGGAGAGAAGACUCUGCGCCAACGACCGCGAGUUCAACCUGUCCUUCAAAUACGCAACGAACGCCAUCAAGACCUCCAAGUACAACCCCUUCACCUUCCUACCCAUGAACCUGUUUGAGCAGUUCCAGAGGAUCGCUAACGCCUACUUCCUGUUCCUGCUGGUGCUCCAGGUGAUUCCUCAGAUCUCCUCUCUGUCCUGGUUCACCACCGUCGUGCCGCUCGUCCUCGUGCUGACGGUCACCGCCGCCAAGGACGCCACCGACGAUCUGAAUCGCCACAGGAGCGACAAUCAGGUCAACAACAGAAAAGUUGACGUCCUUAUUGACAGAAAACUGCGCAGCGAGAAAUGGAUGGACGUCCAGGUGGGAGACAUCAUCAAACUGGAAAACAACCAGUUUGUCACCGCCGACCUCCUGUUGCUCUCCAGCAGUGAACCCCUCAACCUGGUUUACAUCGAGACGGCAGAACUGGACGGAGAGACUAACCUGAAGGUGAGACAGGCCCUGACCGUGACGGGAGACCUGGGCGAGGAUGUCGAAAAGCUGGCCGACUUCAACGGCGAGGUGCGCUGCGAACCCCCCAACAACCGCCUGGACCGCUUCACGGGAACACUGACCCACGCGGGCCAGAAGUACUCGCUGGACAACGAGAAGAUCCUGCUGCGAGGCUGCACCCUGAGGAACACCGGCUGGUGCUUCGGACUGGUGCUGUUCGGAGGACCGGAGACCAAGCUGAUGCAGAACUGUGGGAAGAGCACGUUCAAGAGGACCAGCAUUGACCGCCUGAUGAAUGUCCUCGUCCUGUGUAUUUUCGGCUUCCUGGCCUUCAUGUGCGUCAUCCUGGCGAUAGGAAACUGCUUGUGGGAGCUGAACGCGGGCUCCCGGUUCACCGUGUUCCUGCCUCGGCAGGACGGAAACGGCGCCGGCUUCUCCGCCUUCCUCACCUUCUGGUCCUACGUCAUCAUCCUCAACACCGUGGUGCCCAUCUCUCUCUACGUCAGCGUGGAGAUCAUCCGCCUGGGGAACAGCUUCUACAUCGACUGGGACAGGAAGAUGUACCACUCGCGCAACGACACGCCCGCCGAGGCUCGCACCACCACGCUGAACGAGGAGCUCGGCCAGAUCAAGUACGUCUUCAGCGACAAGACGGGGACGCUCACCCAGAACAUCAUGACCUUCAACAAGUGCUCCAUCAAUGGAAAGUCCUACGGGGACGUCUUCGACUACACCGGUCAGAGACUAGACAUCACUGAGUGCACGGAUACUGUGGACUUCUCCUUCAACCCACUGGCCGACCCUCGCUUUGUGUUCCACGACCACGCGCUGGUGGAGGCGGUGAAGCUGGAGAACCCGGAGGUCCACACCUUCUUCCGGCUGCUGGCUCUCUGCCACACCGUCAUGGCCGAGGAGAAGAAGGAAGGGGAGCUCUCCUACCAGGCCCAGUCCCCGGAUGAGGGCGCUCUGGUGACGGCCGCCAGAAACUUUGGAUUCGUCUUCCGCUCCCGAUCGCCCGACAGCGUUUCCAUCGUGGAAAUGGGCGAGCAGCGCCGCUACGAGCUGCUGGCCAUCCUGGACUUCAACAACGUCCGCAAGAGGAUGUCGGUCAUCGUCAGGAACCCGGAGGGGAAGCUCCGCCUCUACUGCAAAGGCGCCGACACGAUCAUCUACGAGCGGCUGCAUCAGUCCUGCAGCAAACUGAUGGACGUCACCACGGAGCACAUGAACGAGUUUGCGGGGGAGGGCCUGCGGACCCUAGCGCUGGCCUACAAGGAUCUGGACCAGGAGUAUUUCAGCCGGUGGAAGCAGCGGCACCACGAGGUCAGCACCUCGCUGGACGACCGGGAAGGAAGAAUGGACGAGCUGUACGAGGAGAUAGAGACGGAUCUGCAGCUGCUCGGAGCCACGGCGAUAGAAGACAAGCUGCAGGACGGAGUGCCUCAGACCAUCGAGCAGCUGGCCAAAGCCGACAUCAAAGUCUGGGUUUUGACUGGCGACAAGCAAGAAACCGCGGAGAACAUCGGCUACUCGUGCAACCUGCUGCGGGAGGAGAUGAGCGAGGUCUUCGUGCUCUCGGGGAACUCGCCCGAGGACGUCAGACAGGAACUGAGAAACGCGCUGAGCUCCAUGAAGCCAGCGGAGGACUCGGCGGUCCGGACAGACGGCCCUCUGGGUAAACGCGGGCAGGUGAUGCCAGACGAGGCGGUGAAUGGAGAGUACGGACUGGUCGUCAACGGACACAGCCUGGCCUACGCCCUGGAGCGCAGCAUGGAGCUGGACUUCCUGAGGACGGCGUGCAUGUGCAAGGCGGUGAUCUGCUGCAGGGUCACUCCGCUGCAGAAGGCUCAGGUGGUCGAGCUGGUGAAGAAGUACAAGCGGGCCGUCACGCUGGCGAUUGGCGACGGAGCCAACGACGUCAGCAUGAUCAAAGCCGCCCACAUCGGAGUGGGCAUCUCGGGUCAGGAGGGCAUGCAGGCCGUGCUGUCCAGCGACUACUCCUUCGCGCAGUUCCGCUUUCUGCAGCGCCUCCUGCUGGUGCACGGCCGCUGGUCCUACCUGCGCAUGUGCAAGUUCCUGCGCUACUUCUUCUACAAGAACUUCACCUUCACCUUCGUCCACUUCUGGUACGCCUUUUUCUGCGGCUUCUCUGCACAGACGGUGUAUGACGAGUGGUUCAUAACGCUCUACAAUCUGGUGUACACCGCACUACCUGUGCUGGGAAUGAGUCUGUUCGACCAGGAUGUGAACGACGGGUGGAGUUUCCAGCACCCUCAGCUCUACGUCCCCGGUCAACUCAACAUGUACUUCAGCAAGAAGGCCUUCUUCCAGUGCGCCCUGCACAGCUGCUACAGCUCGCUGGUGCUCUUCUUCAUCCCCUACGCGGCCAUGCACGACACGGUGAGGGCCGACGGGAAGGACGUGGCCGACUACCAGUCCUUCGCCCUCCUCACGCAGACCUGCCUGCUGUUCGCCGUCACCAUCCAGUUGGGGUUGGAGAUGUCCUACUGGACGGCGGUGAACACCCUCUUCGUGUUGGGCAGUCUGGUCAUGUACUUCGCCGUCACCUUCACCAUGUACAGUAACGGCAUGUUCCUUGCGCUGCCCUCGGCCUUCCCGUUCGUCGGAACUGCCCGAAACUCUCUGAACCAGCCCAACAUUUGGCUGACGGUCCUCCUCACCUCCAUCCUGUGUGUCCUACCUGUCGUCACCUGCCGCUUCCUGUUUAUUCAGCUCUGCCCCACCAUCAAUGACAAGGUGAUGUUCAAGGUACGACAGGCCAAAGCCACGCCCCCUCCUCUGCCUCGCCGCGCCCGCAUCCGCCGCACCAGCUCCCGCCGCUCCGGCUACGCCUUCUCGCACGCGCAAGGCUACGGCGACCUGGUGACGUCGGGCCGCUUCCUGCGGCGCCCCGCCCCGUCGCGCUCCUCGGGUCUGGCCCACGCGGGGCGCUCCACCACCAGCUUCAGCCCCAUGGGGAGGUCGGCGGGCUACAGCCCGACGGGGCGCCCCCAGGGCGCCAAGGUCCAGGACGUGGAGGUGACGUCGCUGCAGAUGUACAGGAGCAUCAGAGAUCCCGCCCUCUGACGGACGACUGGCUUAUUGGGGGGGCGCCGCCCUAGGAAGAGGCAGGACAUCUGUGUGUUGCUGGAAAAGGUUUUCCCCAAAGCUCCAAUCUGUCCGUCCGCUAAGACGAAGUCCACGGUCCGCUCAGCCCGAGACGAGGUCACGGGAAGGUCAGGGCUUUUAUUUUGUAAUGGUUUCAUCAAAGGGAAGCUACAGAAACAUCUCGUCCUCUUUGGAAUUCGAGGGUUCAUGUGAACUGUGGCUCAUAAGCGAGGAGACGGCGGGAGGGCAGAUUCACUUUUAUGUAGGAAUCAACCACAGAAGGAGGUGGAAGGGGGGGGGGGUAUUCAGGCCUCACAAGGAGGACGUGGUGUCACCAUGUCUGUAGGCUACCCAGAAUGCCUUUCCCCUGGGAGUCCAGAUGCACAGCAGGCCUUUUGUACAGAGGAGACAACCAGCCAUUUGCAAUAUGAAAUUAACUUUUUGUACAGUUUUUACUUUAUUCCUAAAGCUUUAAAUUUUUCCUUUAGGCAGAUGGUGUUGCCCCAUGGCAGCGUCUCAUGGCAGCGUCUCAUGGCAGCGUCUCAUGGCAGCGACUCAUGGCAGUGUCAUAUAAAAGUGUCACGUGACAGCAAGAGAAUGUUUCAAAGAUGAAUCCCAUAUUUCUGCUUUCAUCGCCUUCUAUUUCCUCUUAGUGGAGUAAUAGCUUGUUGCUCACUCAUUUGUUUAGUAAAUUAUAAAGUAAAAAGUGCAUUUAAAAAAAAAAAUGUAUGUGGAUCAACUUGUCUUCACGCUUCUCCGGUAAAUACUUGUGUUUUAUUAAUCAAGGACAAAAUGAGUUUAAUGGAUGUUUUUGAUUAAAGUACUGUAUGUUACCUGGAUUAAACCGGAUCACAUUUAGACCCACUUCAGAGCAAAUGUAGUUAAAGUACACAAGAAUGUGUCUUAAAUUUUUCUUGAUUGAUAAUAAUAUCAUUGUUUGCAAAUGAUGUGUUUUCUUCAGCCACAAGCCUGCUACUUUUUGUCCGUGGACCCUAUUUAUUCUACCAAAACGCCUGUUUGUCUCAGUUGUUUCUUGCCGGUUUCUAACGUCUUUCUCUCUCAAUUCUGGCUGGAAAUGGGCUCUUUGAGUCCGCCUUGAUAUCGAAAGAAAAAGAUAUUCCUUUAUAUAAUGCAUUGCAGGGACUAUAAUGAAAAAAACGUUUGAUGCAAAAAAAGCGAUGUUAACAAAUACAUUUGCACAACUCAUUCAAUGACUGGCAGCAGCUACGUGUGAAGCACAACGUUUUACACGCCGCUGUUAUUUUGAAAUGUUUCAAUGUUUGUUGUUUGACUUCAAGCUGAAGAUGACGGCGGCUCUUUAACACACAAAGAUUCGUUCAGGAAUGAUGCACUAAAGCUUUAUCUGAUAGCCGACCAUAUUUUCCAUCUCUCGUGGUAUCCAUGGAGAUGCACCGACUGGUUUUAUCAGACGGAAACUUUCAAAUGACGAGAGGCCGUCAUGGGAGGAGGGAAGGAGUGAGGAAAGGAGGGAAGGAGGGAACAGCAGGAGGUCUGAGUGAAGAAUGACUGGGUGAACGUGUGCUUCAUUUAACCCAGAAGUCACAGCGGUUGUCAUUAACGUAAACAGCAAGUUUACUGUUUCUGAAAAAAUAUAUACACAAGUGGUCUGAGGAGACCUUUCCUUAUUUCCUUAUUUCCUUAUUUCCUUAUUCAUGGUCAUAAUGUAGUGAAUUGUAGCCAUAAUGAAAACGUAAGAUAAUUGUCAAUAUAUAUUACUGUCAUUAUAUCCCUGUUUCUCAAAUAUGACAAAAAUAUACAUUGUUUUAUCUCCGCUCUUCCUGUUAUCCAUUUUGUAUCUUUUGUACUCAACAUUUUUACUGCAAUAAA
Molecule: messenger RNA, 5628 nt
Organism: Pungitius pungitius (ninespine stickleback)
Lineage: Eukaryota; Metazoa; Chordata; Actinopteri; Perciformes; Gasterosteidae
Product: probable phospholipid-transporting ATPase IM
Exons: 28
Coding region: 133-3759 (1208 amino acids)
Biological process (GO): Golgi organization; phospholipid translocation
Cellular component (GO): plasma membrane; trans-Golgi network
Molecular function (GO): ATP binding; ATP hydrolysis activity; ATPase-coupled intramembrane lipid carrier activity
Source: RefSeq, a predicted model, not a curated record